Messenger RNA from Dothidotthia symphoricarpi CBS 119687, 1160 nucleotides. RefSeq lists its product as uncharacterized. Bases 285 to 968 code for a protein of 227 amino acids. The record is from RefSeq and is a predicted model, not a curated record. NCBI's taxonomy places the organism in Eukaryota, Fungi, Ascomycota, Dothideomycetes, Pleosporales, Dothidotthiaceae. The transcript has a single exon.
UCAAGUACGAAAAGGAGCUAGAGACAUAUAUUGAGCGCAAACCAUUUGGCCUUGGAACGCCACUUCACCGAGCUGCAGAGUUUGGUAAGAAGGAUGUUGUUGAGUACUUGUUGAAGAAGGGCGCCGACUCCCUAAAGUUGGACAGCAAAGGUCGAACGCCACGUUUCUGGGCAGAAAAGGAGGGCUUCACGGACGUGGCUCGUGUUCUCGAGGAGGCAGAGCGUAAACAGGCAAACAUUGAUCCAAUGUAACUAAAUCUCCCGGGCGCUGAAACAAGACGUAAUAUGAAGAGCAAGAAUCAUCUGUCGAAGCAUUCCAACCCAUCUCUAAUGUUAAUUCGCUCGUGCACCUCAGCAUUAUGUCCUCUAGAGCCAGCCAAUACCAAGCGUGCCCUUUGUGGACUAUCAACUCCGUCGUCACUCAGGUUCCUACUAUCCAAAUCUCCGAUCCCUUCGUCGACGUUCCUCGUCCGCCACCGCAGCCGUCCGAUGACGCUAUCAUCCAGAACACGAUCAACAUCGGCACCAUGUUUGGCACAGAGAAAGAUCAAACCAAAUCAUUCCUCAAGGUCAACACCGCUACCAAUCUGCACGCUAGGUGCCUUCCAAACUCUACCGAGGUUUGGGUCCUCUGCCACUUUACACAGACUACGCAGCGCGACCCAAAUUAUAUGCUGUUCCCUUACGCUACCGGUGCUCUAUCCACUGCUGAAGUGCAGCAUUUCCAUCUCUACACCCUCACUUGGACCGUCUGGAACGUCUCUACCCAUCCCGCGCAUCAAAACGUUAUGGCCGAAAUCACAGUUCACACCUGGGCACCUAAUUUACAAGCCAUCACCUCCAACUUUACUCGUGGUGUUCCCUCCCAACUUAGUCAGCAGCAGCAAGAAAUCUGGUUUGGGAAUAUUGGCACAAAUGCCGAUGGAGACGACGUGGAGGGCAUGGAGUGAACGGAGUCCAAUGCGGUGACGCUGAUGAUAUGUAACAAGGGCAUCUUGAACUUGUUUGUGCAGUGGGUACUAUUCAUAAAUACUACGUCAGCAGAAGAUUUAAUAACAUAGAGUUGGUAUGUACCAAGAAAAAAAAUAGCCGUCCGAACUGAUUAGAAUUAAUCUAAGAAUUAUUCUUGUGUAUUACUCAAAUUUAAAGAAGCGCUAUGAA